This is a messenger RNA of Balearica regulorum gibbericeps (East African grey crowned-crane), 739 nucleotides long. The record is from RefSeq and is a predicted model, not a curated record. Lineage: Eukaryota; Metazoa; Chordata; Aves; Gruiformes; Gruidae.
UGCCUGAGCGAGGAGCUGCCCCCCCCCACGGAGCUGGAAGAAAGCCUGCGCAACGGGGUCGUCCUGGCCAAGCUGGGCCACUGCUUUGCCCCCGCCGUGGUCCCUCUGAAGAAGAUCUACGACCGCGAGCAGACGCGGUACAAGGCAGCUGGGCUUCACUUUCGACACACGGAUAACAUCAACUACUGGCGCGAUGCCAUGAAUCACGUGGGGCUUCCCUCGAUCUUCCACCCAGAGACCACCGACAUCUAUGACAAGAAGAACAUGCCCCGGGUGGUCUACUGCAUCCACGCGCUCAGCUUGUACCUCUUCAAGCUGGGGCUGGCUCCUCAGAUCCAGGACUUGUACGGGAAAGUGGACUUCACGGAGGAGGAGAUCAACAACAUGAAGCGGGAGCUGGAGAAGUACGGCCUGCAGCUGCCUGCCUUCAGCAAAAUCGGAGGCAUUUUGGCCAACGAGCUCUCGGUGGACGAAGCAGCAGUCCAUGCCGCGGUGCUGGCCAUCAACGAAGCGGUGGAUCGGGGGGUGGCAGCGCAGACGAUGGUGGCCCUCCGCAACCCCAGCACCAUGCUUCUCGACCUGCGUGAGGAGCUGGCGGAUGCCUACCAGGAGGUGCUCCACCGGGCGAAGCUGGAGAAGGGCGGCAACGCCAGGAACAGGGUGAUCCCCGAGGGAGAGGACAUCUAUGACCGGUGUCUGACCCAGGCGGAAAUCCAAGGGAACAUCAACAAAGUGAACG